AUGGUGAAAUCUGGGCGUUCAGAGGAGAUUCACUACUCCGAUGAGCGAGGUGUCUUGCCUGUUUGGCUUUAUAUUCUUCGUAUUUUCAGCGAUGAUACCCAUGUAAACACCUUAGAAGUCAAGUCCCCCCAACUUAUGCUUUCUAUUUUUCCCAAUCGGGCCUUUACAGUAAUAUAAGGGAGGGCAGAAUAGCAAAAGGUGAACAUCCAAUAAAAGUCAGUAUGUGGGAGAGGGUUGAGGAGCGUUCAGAGGUCAGUGGUAAGAUUGUAGUUCUGUCUGGGCAUAAGAAGGAGGAGGGGAAGGUGUCUGGCGAUUAGCUGCCUCUGUUUCAUCUCUGUAACGCGACGUGGUGGGUGUGAAAACAUAUGCUGGGUUUUCCUUUGCCCAGCGAACCUUAACGCUUGUACGAAUGCUUUAUGCGAGCACAAGGCUGGUUGGCUGACCGCACUGCCUCUGCCGUCGCAAGUAUUCGCUGACGCAUGAACUUGGAGUGUCUCGACGACACUACAGAUGAUUCGGAAUGCUUGGUUGACAUCUAGCCGGUAACCGCUCUCGACCAAGUAAGCUGCAAUCGCCCUAGAUCUAGGGAUGGGCUCGAGAUGGGCUUUUCCCAACCUUGACUUGACCAUUCAGGAUGUAGCUCUCGCAUCCGCUUAGAUAGACGCCUAGUUGUUCGACCAAUAUAACCUGCCCCACAGGAGCCAGUGAAGGCGUAUAUCCGCACCGAUGAGAUCUGAAAGGUAGUCUAUCCUUAUCUUCAAGGCAAAGAGACGCAUUGCUUGUGGAAACCAGUCUUAUCUUAGCGACUGGAUAUGUGCGCGCGGUAGCAGCGUUUAAGCGACGAUGUAAGAGUUCGCCCGCCGGAUCCCCUCGGAAUGGCAGUUGGCGAAAUAAUUCCUCAGCCGUCGGCACAUCAGAUUUUGGAGGGCGUUCUUCCACAUAGUUGUCGAUAAGCUUUUCAGGAUAGCCGUUUUCUCAGUGCUUCGUGCAAUGGCGAGCUCAUCCUGAAGCCUGUCUGAAGCGCAUAUUCUUCUAGCUCGGUUGGUGAGGCAGGGGACCAAGCUUCGAUUCAGGCUUAGCAGAACAGAACUGUAGACAUUUGUGUAUUACCCCGUCCGUGUUUUCUCGCGAAAUACACUUCUACUAGUUGUUCCAUCUGACGUUCGAUUAAGCAGGACGUUCAGAAAUGGGAGGCACUCUCUGUUAUCUUUUUCCAAGGUGAAGGGUAACGCUGUUUGAGCCUGAUUCACUUUACACAGGAGAAUGUCCAAGUAGAGCUUUUCAUCCACUAUUGCGAAAAUUCCGUCAACAUAUCGGGCAUAGGAAUAACGAUCCGUCAUCAUUAGACAGAGCUGGGUUUUCUCUAGUUUUCCCAUGAAGACAGCUAAUAGUGGUCCGGGGGUGAUCCCAUCGCUACGCCGUUGAUCUGGCGGUAAAAUCGACCAUCAAAUCUGAAUUGGAUAUGCAAGUCUCUGUCCAGCAUUCUGGCUGGGAAAUCCAGCCUUAAAAUCUCGUCACAUAAAAAUCCCAUCGUUUCAGUGGGAGGAAUGUUAGUGAACAGACGUGACUUCUAGGGACAGCAUCGGUUUUUCUUUAAGAUUUCCAUGUCUUAUGGAAUCGACGAUUCCAAAUAUGUCCCGUAAACUGCGUAGCGCUAUUCUGUCGAAUCGGCUUAAACCUUUCUGCCAGCCAGUUAGCAAUUGCAUGAUAGGGGGAAUUACUCAUGUCUAAUAUCGGCCGCAUCGGAAGGUCUGGUUUGUGGAUCGUUGGCAAAUCAUACUGGCUUGGGGAUGUCGUGCCUGUGGGUUUAAGAGCUUCGAACUCUUGUUCACUAAGAAGACUUUGACUUUCAAUUUCAUAAGACAUUUUGUAAGUUGGGCUUUUACGUUCUCUGGUUGGUCCGUAUUUUGCCUCUCUCUUUUGAACUUCAUGUCAUCAGCCAGGAUUAAUUCUAUUUUUGAAACGUAAACACUUACUAAUUAGGAGACUAGAACCUUUGUCCGGUUUGGUGACGAGUAUGUCCUUGUCUUUACGUAAUUCUUCUAGUUCCUCCAGACGCUCUUUUGUGAUAUGCCUGAUCCUUGGUGGUUUUGCCCUAAGGUAUUGGUAGCAACUAUUCACGAGUGUUGAUUCGGGAUACUCCGUUUCCUCCGGCGGCGUAGGUACCAGGUCGUGCGUCUGAUCUACGGCUUUGCAAUUUGAACUUCUGUCACGAGUCUGGUUUUUGGUUAGAAAAACAAAACUUUUGGCCUCAGGGAGAGUACCUCAAUCAAAUAUUUGGCAAGCGCUAAGUUAGUGAAAUUAGGUACAUACUGCUCCGAAGAAUUUGGGGAAUUUUGCCUGUGUAAUGAAUCUCCAUCCAUUUUGGUUCCAUCCGUCUUUUAGAGCAAAACCACUAAGAAUCAGGCAUAUCAGGUGUAGAUUAUUUGCUGUCUUAUAAUACAUAGGCGAAUCGCCGGAUACCGAAAGAGUGCAUUAAGUUAUUUACGAGGUGGAAGACGAACUUCAUCAUUACCAGAAGAUAACUAGAUUUACCCAGUUUGUCGCUAAUCGCAGCGGGCCGCUCUUUGUGUUCGGUUUUUAGGGCUAUUUUGAAUGUUGCCGUUGAAAUAGGAAGGCUAAAAUGGCGUUGACUUUCACAGACUUUUGUUAGAUGUUUACCUUUUGCUAUUCUACCCACCCUUAGAUUUCUGUAAAGGCCCGAUAAUGAAUAAUCAAAAGCGUAAUUUGGCGGGACUUGGCUUUUUCGUAUUUUCUUGUAUAGUGGUUGAGGUAUCCGGUUAGUUGGUCGUCACGAGCUUACGUUCCGUCUAACGUUUUAGUUUUGCGCCGGCGAAUUUAUGCGACCUUUCGGCCAUUAGACUGCGGGGUAGGCGUAGCUAAAAGGCACAUGAAAGGGAAUUCUGCCUUGGCCCUCGAAAGUGGCGUAAUAAUAAAAUUUAGCGUGUGAAAUGAUAUAAUUAAAAUAUUUCCAGAAAAUAACGCGGAGUUGUGCAAGUGGGAUAAAGACAUGUGGAAGUUAAUGCGGAAUAAUCUCGCUAGCACUUGCCAGCGGUAUGCUGAACAAGUAAACGUCAGUCUCGUUGGACCGCGUUUUUUUAAAAGUGAAAACAGGCGGUACUGUGCCGAGUCCAGGCGAUCCUGUUUAAGGUCUCUGAGUCGUGUCGUACAUUCUGCAUACCUGCUUUUGUGAUUGUGGUCUUCCGUUGUUCUACAUCAUACACGUAAUACCUGUCGUGACCAUAGCCUCUGGACCUCAUAAGGCAGUCCCGAUUCGAAACCAGACGGCAGAACAUGUGCCCGCACGUCUAACAGCAUUCGGUGAUCGAUGCCACAAUUAUAACUACCGUUCCCGAAAACAGUAACGGAAGCAUCCAACACAAAACAAGCAAGGGCAUGGAACUCUUACAUAUUUGCAGGCUGCUGUUAGUGAAAACGGCCCAGCCCGCAUACUUUCAUUCCUUUGUAUAUCCGGUACUUCGGCACUGCUUCUUUUAUACUUGCCGACUUCUCCAACAAAUUUCUCGCCCCACAACUACGAAGUCCUUGAGUUCUUAGGGAAACAAACUCGAUCACAUGCCCCCAGUCCAUUGUAGUCCUACAGUUUGUUAACUAGGCUAGGAAACGCCAUACCUAACUCACGCACCCUUGCGCGUUAACGACUGACUUCAAAUGUUCUCCAAAGUAUUCCGUUGUCUUUCCAACCCUUAUUCUAAUUUCUUAAUGGUUUGGCUAUUUUGACGUAAAACUUGUAUAUUUUCUUCAUGCCUCAAGGUAGCGCCGGUGCCUAUUCCUGAUGUUUACCGAAAGCGGUUUUUGCUCAGUAAAUUUAAAUGACAAAUUAUGCUCUAUCAUUUCACCCUUGUCUUAAGAAAACAUUAACCCAGUCCUGGAUUCGUGAAAUACGGGCGCGAUUUUGUUCUCAUUUUUGCUUCUUUGCCCCUCUAUUUAGAUACUCACCACGACAAACAAAACGGAGAAUACGAGUGCUGGGUAUGACCUUACCGGUUUUUGUAAUUCCAAGUUUUUGGUGUAUGAUAAAUAAUCAUUUCUUGCAACUCGUUUCUCUUAAACCUUUCCCACUUCGCGUAAUGACUCAUGCUUUCGUAAAAUUCUCAAAACUACGCAAGUCAUACGUACCGGUCGAGGAUCCGACUUCGAAGUCCAUUGUUCCUAGCUUUAAGCCAGCCGAUCAUACGAAGUGUUUUCAUCUGCGACUGAUUCCUUAGCCCGUCUUUGUUUUUAUGACAAUGGUUGUCGAUUCCGGUAGUUCUUAUGAGACGUGUACUUAAAAACGGUUUGCGUUUACACAUCUUUGGCCCUAACAGGUUCACUUUAUUGCCUAUUUGGCGGUGUCUCAAGCACACACAUAGCGGCACAUCGUCGUUUUGCCAUCAAAUCCGCCGUGAAUUAAGAUAGACAGGAGCUACGCGGCCACUUGAACCUAAUCGUUACUUAAUUCACCGGUAUUAACCGUCAUGAACUGGCGCUCCAUAAAUAGUUGUUCACAUCAUCUUGAAAGUCAGUCCUAGGAAGUAUCUGGCAUCCUGCCGAAGUAGGUGAGGGCAGGAGGACUUGCGUUGAAGAAGCAAGGAGUAGUGACUGCCAGGCACACUUCAACUUCUGCUUAAGCUUUUUGUCUUUCAGGCUGCACGCCGCCUCCCUGCUCUGUCCUGAUUUUACUGCUACUUGCCAACUCUGGCUUUGCCGACCUUUGAGGCAUUAAAUAUAUUGUAUUUCUGUCAGCCAUCUGGCACCUCUAUAGUUUGCUUUCCAUACCGUUUCCUAGUGACUGCGAAAGACAGAAAGCCGAGAUGGACCCUCCCACCCUCCUUCUGCGCGUCAAACGUCCAUUCAGUGAGCCUCCUGUGGAAUGUUUCAACACCGUUCCUUGCAAGAAACGCUGCCAGUGGUAUCCAGAAGUACAGAAGGGAAAGUGCUUUCGUUACGUCGGCUCAACAACCCAGGAAAGCACCUUGAAUGAAGGCGGCCUCGACGCUCUGCAGGACAUGGGGGCAGUUGGUGCACGCCGCAUAUUUUGGACGUCUACCUCCACUGCCUGUGUUAUCAACCCCGAAGACGAGAAGAAAAUCGACUAUAAGGUAGAUCUACUUUUACUACCUUGGAUAUUUAUAUCUUUUCCUAUAUUUUUUGCGCAUUUAGGGCAGCAUUUGCACUAUUCGAGUACUAACGCAUGUGAUGCGGAAUAAGUUCGUAUUCCCUGGUAUUUGUAUGUCACCGGACCCUUUAUGCACAAUGUACUACUACUUGAUGGCGACCUAAUAGGAUGUCAAGGGACAGUCCGAGGAACUUUGCGCGUACAAACUUGCAAGUAUGCAUUUAUGGUAGGGACCGAAAGCCAGGGAAGAUAGUUAAGCAUUUUAGCCUACGCUCAGCUAGAGAUGAGUAUCAGCAAAGACGUUGUUGUGAAGCGGUGGCUGCUCACCUCCAAAUAGGGCUGUAUGCGACAUUUCCGUACCACAGACUGACCGUCCCCUGAAAUGGCACCUUAGUGGAUGUCCAAUACCUCCAGAACUGAGGUAGAGGGUGGUCAUAAUUGAUCAGCGAUAUUGUAAAGGAGUAUGCACCAAACCUUACGAAUGUUUGGGAUGUCCAAUGACGAUAGUACUGAAAAACUGAAAAUCUUGAUCUUGAUACCGAAAGGGAGAAAUAAAGACACGUACCAGGCAACAAGGAUCCUGGCCCAUCCGCGCUGGUGACUGAUGAUUUUUGAUUCUACGAUUGGUAUGGUUGUGAAGUGGUUAACUGACGAUUGUAGGUAACCCUUAGACUACAGUUCACAGCCUUUUUGCAUUGAUUUCACGGUGUAUAGCUUACUACUAUCCCGGUAUAUUCAAGACCUCCAACUUGGACUUCAGUGAACCAGUUGAGCAGCCUUUCUCCAUACUGUAACAAGACUAGUUUGGUGGGUGCGGCUUCAGCGAGUUUGCCUCACGAAUCAGGAGUAAAAGGGACUUCGCGCAACUAGCGGGCUUAGUUAAUGGGGUUCAGUGGUGUCCGGUGGAAGUUUAAAGUCGGAGUCCAAAUGCAGUGUAACUGCAGACCAUUUCCUGUUGAUUUUAUUUGCUGAUUUUCCCUAGUCCACCCCUAUAAGAACAGUUCCAGUCACUCCACAUUUCAUACUGCGCCAUCCGUCCUAUCUGCUGUAAAAGAGGCUAGAUCUGUAUGUGUAGAGGGCCAUACUCUACCCAGGUUAACAUACUUGAGGUCUUUUAGUGCCGUCGACAAGACUGGUUAUUGUACCAUCAAAAAGAGAAGCUCAAUAACUCGAAAUCAGGGAUGAGGUUUGACACUUAUAAUGGCACCGUGACAGCAACCUCUACUGGCCGUUCAGUAAGCAAUCUCGCCAACGUUGUUAUGGCCAGUUUCCGACAAACCAAAAUACUAGGGGAAAUAACUUCAAACAAACAAUCCGAUAGGCUGUUGGGAACCUGUCUAUACAGGAAAUUUUUGAAAUGUUUUACUCGAAAUUAGGCGGACCAGAUCAGGCGUAAUGAAAGUCGUAUAAACUUUGUAGUUGGACGCGGUAAUAAGGACCUCUCCUCGGACCAAUGGUUACCUUCCGCUAAAUUUCAGGGGGGUUAGGGUUGAAUUCAAGGCGUAGGAUAAGAACAGUAGGUGGGCUAACUCAUGAACUGUCAACUGAAAUUCCGAAAUGCGUUUUCGUUUCGAAAAGAUUAAUUAAGUAGGGUUGUAAAACUAGUCAGCCUGCAACAUAAUUCUAUAAUAUUUCAGCUACCUCAGGAUGCCGGCUUUCGAAUGAAGUUCCUUCCGGCUGCAUGUAAGAACUGCACUCUGUAAAAAAUGGCAACUUAAGUAGCAUGAAUUUUUCUCAGUGAUUUUCAUUGCCUUUGAAAGUCCAAUCAUAUUUAAUGGAAAAUAUGCAUAAAAAUAUUCAUUCUUUUGCUCAUUCGGUAGACAAUUACGUCUUUUUUCAAUUUCAUGCUCGAAGGAAGGGCAUAAUUCGGUUUACAAAAACAUUUCUAAUUCCCGAAUAAUUUUGAACCCGCUCUACCGUUACACUUGAAUUCUGGGUUUCCAAACUACAAGCCGUAUAUUUUCCGCGUACGAAAAACUACACAUUUCUCUACGGUACUAAAGGAGGACCAUAUAGGGUUCACAAAAUUUAACAGUGGAUUUGCUCCAUAUUGUUAACUUUACAAGCCACAUUGGUUACUACAGGGACAUGACCAUUUAUGAACGGCCAUUUCACGGCAUUUAAGUCCCACAAUUAGAAACUUUUUUAAAACCGAAUUAUAUCCAUCCUUCGAGUAUUUGAAUGGAAGAAGACGUAAUUUUCUACCGAAUGAGCAAAAGAAUGAAUAUUGUUAUGAAUGUUUUCCAUAAAAUAUAAUUGGACUUUUAGGAGCAUCGAAAAUCAAUGAGAAAAAUGCAUGCUACUUAAGUAGUCGUUUUUUUGCAGAGUAUAGUUUUUGCAUGCAGCCGGAAAGAGGUUUUUCGAAAGCUAGCAUAUUGAGGUAACUGAAUUAUUAUAGAAUUGCGCUGCGUGAUGUUUACUUUUACAACCCUACUUAAUUAAUCUUUUGGAAACGAAAACACAUUUCGGAAUUUCGGUUGACAUUUCAUGGGUUAGCCUACCUACUGUACCUCUGUAGAAUCAAGCGCAAAUCUACCUGCAGUACUAGGGGUCCAUACCUCCCUGCCCGACCAAACCAUGCAAACACUCGCGUCUAAGCUCUGUCCUGGGAGACUGCAGCCUGAAUAAGUUCAUUCAGCAGCCGCAGCAGCAUCAGGGAGGAGAGUGUAUACGAUCGGUGGCUACGCAAACGCACAUGGGCAAACGGAUUUCGCCUCACAUGCAUGGAGAAAUGCAAAGAGGACCAUCGAGUUUUUUCCAAGCCAGUUAUUCACGAGCAUAGCUAGGAGGGUUCUGAAAAUUGCGAUUUUUCUGUUUGUCGUUCAGGCAUUUCAGACGAAAACACCGAAAAAUUUGCUUGCUUAUUGCUUGAUUUUAUCAUUGGCUUAGCUGUUUCAGCAUUCGUAAGCCUACUCAGACGACCAUAAAGUAACUCACACAAGGAGCACCUUUACCUCCCAGUUCCAAAUGCUAGCGCCUGGCCAGAUUUAGCUUGAAGUAGUUGAAUCCCACGUCCACUGCCGUAGGUAAUGCAAUUUAUAGAAUUACUUGCUAAUCGGAAACACAUACACACACGCAGCCUCACAUUAAUUAUAUCGCGUGCAUUUUGUAGCGACAGCUUGUCAUCUGCUCACAAUAAUUUUUGUAGCAAACUUUUGGGGCAGAGGAUGAAAUUGCUUUUUGACUCAUCUAUCAGUUCGAGCCGCUCUUCAGUCGGAGCAAGAUUACAACCUUGGUUUUAUUUUAUAUGACCAUUCAACGCCUUCCUAAGUGUGAUGCCCGAAGCCGCUGUAAUGCUGACAGAGCGCUAUUGAAGUCGACAGAUAGUGAAUUAUCCUCCGAUAUUUCUGCCCUCAUGUAGGUGCUAUUUUAGAUUGUUAAACAGAUGGAUAAUGUUAAGUGUAGGAUGAUUUCAUUAGAAGCACACCGAACCCUAAGCACGGAGGGGAUCUCAAGAUAGUUGCUCAUCUGCCGUUUUCCAAAAAAACCCAGUCCAGCGUAGAUUUUCGAAAAAGCCACUGUGCAACCGUGCCAAACUCAUCAAUAGGGUGAAACAUGCCUUUUAGAAAGCAACUUCAUGAAUAUAUACCAAAAAGUAAAUAGUAUUUCGUAACAAGUCAACCACUUCUCAACUUGUAUAUGAUUCUGCAAUUGAACAACUGUUGAGAAGAUGAAGCGUUCAUGUUAACUUUUUGAUUAUUGGUCAACGACUGUUCCCCCGCCCUCCCGAAAGAACAUUUUCUGAUAUAGCUCAUAGGUGCACUUCCAAACCGUGUUGUAAAUCUAAAAGCGUACUCUUUUAAGGUAAACCUGUCUGGCACCAAACGCAGAUUAUCAUCUUCACCAAAGCGCCGCUCUAAGUCGCCUCCGGAAGUUGUCGCAGCCGAACCAACCGAAGGUGGUCCACCCAGCAGCAAGUGCCUACGUGUUAUCGACCUCCAAAGUUACACUUCUGCUGUCCCGGCCACCGAUCCCUUGGCAAUAACUAUGAACGGCUUGCGUCUUGUUGCCACCCCAGUAAAGCCCCAAGAAGAAGAAUCGGAAAAGGCGUCAACAGUGCCUUCCGACAACCAUUUCGUCUACGAUGUCUACCGGAUAGAUCCAGGGGCCAGAAUUGGACGUUUUAGUUCGGAGGGCUCAGAUCUCGAGGACUCAGACCACCGGUAUGUCUAUGUAGACGUAGAGGACGCUGAAUACAAAGAUGACGGUGACAUUUUUGAGGACGAUUCCGACUCCAACAGCGAGUCUAACUGGCGCAACGAUUACCCAGACGAUGAUGACGAGUUUGCCUACCUGGACAAAGACGAUGAAGAUACCGACAGUGAUGACCACGACGACGACUCCAGCGAUGAGGAUAAUGAACUUUCGCGACACCGGCCUUACCAAUUAAGGCGUGCAAUUUUCUCCAACGAUCCUUUUGGAUCGUUACUGCUAUGA
Messenger RNA from Spirometra erinaceieuropaei, 9556 nucleotides. NCBI's taxonomy places the organism in Eukaryota, Metazoa, Platyhelminthes, Cestoda, Diphyllobothriidea, Diphyllobothriidae. The record is from the annotation of a GenBank genome assembly.